AUGGCCGAAUUUCGGCCGAAGCCGAAUUUCGAAAAACCAGACAUCAAUACAACCUUAAUAAGGCUGGUUACAGAGGUUGAAAAAAUAAUGAAAAAUGAUGUAGCCCUUGGAUUCAACAUGGUUGGGAAAAAAGGGAAAAUGCCAUUUGGAAGUUCAAAAUUAUUCAAGAUUGUAUACAGAUCAGUCAAAAAAAAUGCUUCAAUUGGAGAGGUCACGAAAAGAGAUGUGGGGUUGGCAGUGGCUAAGUGGUUGACUGGUGCUCGAGACAGAGAUGGAAAAAAGGCAUCUCGGUUGAACAAAUCAAAUUCAUCUGGUAAAAAGGCAUAUCAGUUGAACAAAUCAACCCAUACCUAUUUCUUGGGCAGUUCUACUGGAUCAAUGUUAUGA
Helobdella robusta is the source of this 387-nucleotide messenger RNA. RefSeq lists its product as hypothetical. The record is from RefSeq and is a predicted model, not a curated record. Bases 1 to 387 code for a protein of 128 amino acids. The transcript is spliced from 4 exons. NCBI's taxonomy places the organism in Eukaryota, Metazoa, Annelida, Clitellata, Rhynchobdellida, Glossiphoniidae.